Molecule: messenger RNA, 2237 nt
Organism: Etheostoma cragini (Arkansas darter)
Lineage: Eukaryota; Metazoa; Chordata; Actinopteri; Perciformes; Percidae
Gene: exd2
Product: exonuclease 3'-5' domain containing 2
Exons: 10
Coding region: 261-2186 (641 amino acids)
Biological process (GO): nucleobase-containing compound metabolic process
Cellular component (GO): cytoplasm; nucleus
Molecular function (GO): 3'-5' exonuclease activity; nucleic acid binding
Source: RefSeq, a predicted model, not a curated record
AGCAGGUGGCGCUGAUUGGACAGCGUCGUCCCGGUGCAGCAGCAGCAGCAGCAGCGUCGAUAUAAAUACAGCCCAGAAGCCAUGUAUCAUUUCAUUAAAGAGAAGCAAGAAUACAUGUGUGUUGAGCUAGCGUUAGAAACGUAAAGAGAGAUGCGGUGCCUGUCCAGAUCCCAGAACCGGAGCCGAGUUUACAUGGGAGCCCACUGACACCAAAGAAAGGUUUGCACUUUUCAGCCAGCCGUGGAUCACUACACAUCACCAUGUCUCAUCGAGGGUCCGUAACUGCGGUCAUAUCAGUACUGGGGGCGACCUUAGGAGGACUGCUCAUAUGGCAAGUUUACCGAACAAAAAGGAAGAGGCGGCCUUCCGUCCAGAAGGUGGCUGCUCCUGUGGACUCUCCGUGUCCUGUUGAAAAGGAUUUUACAGCCGUGGAGUAUCCAUACACCAAACUGCCAUGUGUGCUGGAAAAGGAGUUUAAGGCUGUGGAGUGUCAGACUACACAACCGCCUCCUCCUGUGCAGAUGCCCUCGUCUGAACAGCUGCUGCGGGUGAAACCAGUAAUUGUGAGCUCUGAAGAAGAAUGGCAGCAGCUGUGGCCACUGAUGCAAAAAGAUCUGUCAGUGUUCCCUGUGCUGGGGCUGGACUGUGAAUGGGUAAAGACCAAAGGCGUGUCUGUGAAAGGCCGACCCUCUGCAGUCUCCCUGCUGCAGAUGGCCACCUAUUCCGGGCUCUGUGUCCUGGUGAGGCUGCUGGCGUUUCACAGUAGCCAGCAGCCGUUUCCCCUCAGCCUAAUGGAAGUCCUCCGAGAUCCCCACAUUUUGAAAGUUGGCGUUGGUUGCUAUGAAGAUGGCAAGCGGCUGACGCGUGACUACGGCUUGUCGCUGACGUGUACAGUUGACCUGCGCUACCUUGCCUUAAGACAAAGGCAAGCUAAGGUGAAUAAUGGCCUGAGUCUGAAGUCUUUGGCUGAAGACCUGUUGAAUAUAUCUCUAGAUAAAUCCCUGGAGCUCCGCUGCAGUGACUGGGAGGCCGAUCAACUGACGCUGCAGCAGAUGACUUACGCUGCCAGAGAUGCCCAAGCUUCCAUCGCUCUCUUCCUCCAUCUCCUCUGCCUUUACUCCUCUGCCGGGCCCGACUCUUCCAGCGGGAGCUCUCACUCCGAGUUGGUCUCCCGCUGCCAGGGCCUGGUGGACGUGCCCUUUAGGAGCCGGGGAGACGGAGACGACAGGGCCUCUGACGGAGAAAGGAGGCGGAAAAUGCGGAAAACGCCCCCGUGUGAAAGCCCCGAGUCUGGAGAUCAGCAAGUCCCAGACCCUCGAAGGAAUAAGAGGAAGCCUCUGGGUGUGGGCUAUUCUGCCAGGAAGUCUCCACUCUAUGAUAACUGCUUCCUCCAUGCUCCAGACGGCCAGCCUCUGUGUACCUGUGACAAGAAGAAAGCCAAAUGGUACCUAGAUAAAGGAAUAGGAGUGCUCCAGAGUGAGGAGCCUUUUGUAGUGAGGCUGCUGUUUGAGCCGUCGGGACGUCCUGACUCCCAACAGGACUAUUAUCUCACUGCAAAGGAGAAUCUCUGUGUGGUCUGCGGGAAAGAAGAGUCCUACAUCAGGAAAAACAUUGUGCCACAUGAGUACAGACGGCAUUUUCCCACCGAGAUGAAGGACCACAACUCCCAUGAUAUCCUGCUGCUGUGCACCAGCUGCCACGCCGCCUCCAACGUGCACGACGGCUUCCUGAAGCAGCGUCUGGCUGAAGAGUUCGCCGCCCCUCAGGGCUGCGAGGAGGGAGUCCGUCUGCUGGAGGACUCGGACCGGCGCCACGUACGUUCGGCGGCUCGGGCUCUGCUCACCGCCGCGGGACUGCCGGAGCAGCGGCGGGGAGAGCUGCAGGCCGCGAUCAAGAGGUUCCUCGGCAUGAACGAGGACCAGGAGCUGACGGAUGAGGGGCUGCAGCAGGCCGCCGAUUUGGAGACGAGGAUCUUCAACGAGGCGUACGUGGCUCACGGUCUGAAGGUGGUGCAAGCCAGUACCAAGCAGGGCCUGCGGGGCCUGAUGGACCUGGAGCGCCGCUGGAGGCAGCACUUCCUCAGCACCAUGCAGCCUCGCCACCUGCCUCCUCUCUGGGCCGUUGACCACAACCACAGCAAGUUCCUCCGCAAAUACGGAGAGGACCUGCCCAUCAAACUCAACUGACCAGGAGAGGAAACCCUCAUCUGCUAGUUGGAUUUGAAAACUUCCACAGCC